This is a messenger RNA of Anopheles funestus (African malaria mosquito), 13288 nucleotides long. RefSeq names its product E3 ubiquitin-protein ligase hyd (gene hyd). The record is from RefSeq and is a predicted model, not a curated record. Gene Ontology annotation, cellular component: nucleus. The coding region runs from base 936 to 11447 and encodes 3503 amino acids. Gene Ontology annotation, molecular function: ubiquitin-protein transferase activity; RNA binding; ubiquitin binding. Gene Ontology annotation, biological process: regulation of double-strand break repair; protein polyubiquitination; DNA damage response. The transcript is spliced from 17 exons. Lineage: Eukaryota; Metazoa; Arthropoda; Insecta; Diptera; Culicidae.
GAGAUAGGUUAGCAGGCAAACCAGGAAGGGGCAGAUGUCUUCUGCUUACGAGAAAUACUGCACAGAAAAGAUAUAUUUAAGAAAUCCCAAUAAGCGGGGCGAAUAGUUUCACGGAAUCCUGAGAGACACGCCCGGCGAACUACGUAGCCAUGAGGCCGGAACCACUAUUGGGUACCAGCAGGUUCUGGUUAAGCAACGCGAGACAGUAGUGGUAGUAGUAGUGGUGCUUCCGUCAGCGCUACCAUCCUGGCGGCGACGGGCAACGAUUUAUAUGAUGGCGGAGUGGAUAUUUCUUAAGCAAAAACCCUCCCUGGAUGUAUUGUAGGUUUGCUGAAAUUUUCUCGCAGCAACAGUUUUCCCCCGACACGCGGUUUAGGAGUAAGAAGAACGUUAUCUGGUUCCGGUGAAUUGCAGAGUCAUACGUUGAGAACAGAGGGACCGUUUUGUACGUGGAACAAAUGUUUCACGCAGAGUAAGCCGUGAAGUGUGUGAGUGAAGUACAGCACAGGACGUCAGUGCGACGGCGAGUGUGUGCAUGUGUGUGUGUGCGUGUUAGUGCAUGCUCUUCGUCGUGUGUCACUGACAUAUGCAGUGCCAACAGUGUUGGGAGGAAGAAGAGCACACCAGUAGUACCGCAACCCUAGCCACAGUACAGUAGUGUGUGAAUCGGUGUUCGCAAAAGUACUGUGUGUGGUGCAGGACAAGAACAACGUUUUUGUCUGCCGUAGAGCAUUAUUGGUUCAAUCAGUGAAGUCAACUUGUCGGAACGCGUGUCGUAGCUGGAGGCAGAUUCUGUCGAUGAAGCAAUCAAACGGUCGCGCUGCUGUAGAACGACAUUAUCUCGUAAAUGAGAGCGCACCGCGCAGUGAGCAUUGGCAAAACACAUAGGCGAUCGUGUAGCGCAAUAGAAGCAUAGGAAAAACUCGCUAGACAAGAUGUCCACGUUACAUUUUGUCGUCCAUCCGCUUCCUGGCACAGAGGAUCAACUUAACGACAGGAUACGAGACGUGGCCGAUAAAAUCAACAAAUACGGUGUCCAAACGUUACCCGGAUUACAGUCACUGAAAGUUCCGGUAAAACAAAUCGUCAUCGGACCGGCACACCUCGGGAUACUGCUUGAGGAUGGACGUGCCUUCCGAGUGGCCUUUUCCAUCAUACCUGAGCGGCUAGAUCUCAGCAAACAGGACGCCUCAAAGACAGGUGGUUCCGGAGGCGGCGGCGGUGGCGGUGGUGGUGGCGGCGGUGGUGGAGGCGGAGGAGGUGGUGGUACCGGGGGUGGUGGCAGUGGUGGCGGAGGUGGUGGAGGAAGUCAAUCAUCGAAUCAGUCGAACAACAACUCAAAAAGUACCCCUACCUCUCGGCAAUGUCGCUCUCGGGCGCGCAUUAUGCGUACAAGCAGUUCGGUCCGGGCCGGCAGUGGCUCGCAGGGAUCCGGUUCACGCAGUACAGGUGUUAUUAUGGGUGGUGGAUCGUCCGGUAGUCGAUCGAUCGUAUCCGUUCCUGCACCGUUCGUGCCGGAAGAACUGGUGGCGCAGGCACAGGUGGUACUGCAAGGCAAGAGCCGCAAUUUGAUUAUUCGUGAACUGCAGCGUACUAACCUGGACGUGAAUCUGGCCGUCAACAACCUGCUAUCGCGAGAUGAUGAAGGUGGCGAUGAUACGGAGGAAGGUAGCGACAAUUAUGUAGCCGAGGAUCUGAUCUCGCUCCUGGACGGUGGUUUCCAUCCGGAUAAUAGCGUCAUUAUCGAUGCGGAAGCUAUGUUCACCGACGAUGUGUUUGGAUUUUCGAAUAUACGAAAUUUGAUGUUAUACAGUCGUGCCCGUAGUGAACGAAAUCAAAACAAUUCAUCAUCCGCUGGUGGUAGCGGCAGUGGUGGAGGAUCCGGUGGUGCAGCCGGAUCGGCUGGAAACAGCAACGACGGUACGGCAACCGGUGGCCGAUCUAGCGGUAGCGGCAGCCAGUCCGGUGCAGCUGGAGCGGGAGGAGGAACCGGCUCAUCGGCGAUCAUUGCUGGCAACGCUCAGUCUAGCGGUAGUUCAUCUGGUGGAGCCGGUGGACCCUCAGGUGUAUCUGGAAGCUCUGGGCUUAGUAGUGCAGAACGCGAAGGCUUCGGACGAUGGAGAGAUCGGCAAUACUUUGGACCACGUCGUUGGUUUCAAGGAGGAAGGGAGGAUGUAUGGGAGAAGGAAGCAGGUGAUUCGAAAAAGAAGGACUAUUCAUCCGGAUAUCCCUUGUGGGUAUCGGAUGAGAUGGAGCCUUGGCCGGAGAAGGAACAUUCGGUGCGUUUUACGGAAAUAGCUUCGUUGUACUCCGAGUUUAUAGGAGUGACUGCCCGUGGUGAGAUCCAUCAGUGGCGUUGGGCCGAUGCAGAACCGUACCGUAGCAAUGACGCAUCAAACGUUCACCAUCCGAAGACAAUUCCGUUGAACCUGUUGUAUGAAAAGGUGACACAUAUAUCGGCUACACUUAUCCGAUGCUCCGUUGCCACCGAGAGUGGCCGCAUUGCUACAUGGAUGGAUGAGCUACUUGGAUACGCCGGCAAUAAGCUGGAGCAUAGUGCGACCAACUAUCCUGAGUUCGCACUCGAUCGGAUAGUGUCGCUGCACACUUGCACGCUGUACACGGUUGCUCGCACGGAGAGUGGUGAACUAUUUUGGUGGGGUGUACUGCCAUUCGGGCAACGCAAGCGCCUCUGGGAUAAGUAUCAGGCGAAGGCAAAGAAACCCGUUCGACCGAGCGUAAACACGCCGGAAGUAACGGUCGGGGCUCAGGUGUGCAUGAAAAGCUGCCCAAUGUACCAGCAUGGCGCCAUUGGAUUUACCAUCUCGAAUGGUGUACCGAAAGUAGGACAGUUGAUGAAUGCUGCUUGGGAAUUUACCAAGGUAUGCCGGUUUAAGCUGCUCUCAAUGUCAACUUUGUCGCAACAGCUAGCUGCCAGCACGCAGGGAGGAACCACAGGGACCACGACCGGAACAGUUGGCGGAAGUGGGUUGGGCACAAGCUCAACACUUUCCAACAGCGGCAUUGCAGGUUCGCUGAGUGCUGGCACAAAUGCAUGCGGAAUAGGAUCACAAAGUUCAUCUGCCGCUGUAUCGGGAGCGAUGAGUGGAAUUUUAGAUAAAGAUUCCAAAGGCGGAAGCACUUCAGCCGCGGCUGCCGGUAGUUCGUCUGCGUCAGGGGGAGUUUCAUCCUCGAAGCAAGGGGCUGGCAACAAUAAGGAAUCCGCGGAUCGUAUCGAUAUGCCACCGCCACCUUCUCCGGCUUCCAGUACGUGCAGUGAUACCGGCAGUGUGACAAAUUCUCACAAACGUCCUAAGCGUAUGACACCGAAGGAGGAACCGGACCCGAAAAAGGACGAAGAGCAGUGGUUAUUGAAGGAUGUCAUUUUCGUUGAGGACGUUCGCUCCGUUCCGAUUGGGCGCGUGCUAAAGGUUGAUGGUGAUUUUGCCGCUGUCAAGUUUCCUCCACCACCCGGUUCGGGUGGUUCCAUGACCUCGUCAAACAAUAGUGGCAGCAAUAGUAAGGAUAAAUUUGACGAUAGCAUCGAAGCUUGGCAAGACUGUCGGCUGUUGCGCAAGGACGAUUUGCAGGUGAUAAAAUCAGCGACGACACCACGCGUUCCCGACUGCUUCCAAAAGAUACCGCGUCGCAUUGUGCUUAACCCAACGGCUUCGUCAAGCAGCAAUAGUGAUGCAAUGGGUGGUACCUCUCAGUUGCUAACGAUUGCUGUAGAUCCCAAGGGUAUUCAUGGUAUUAUGAAGACGGCCAACAAUCGACUGCACUACUCACUGUUCAACUUGAACACGGGCCGACAGGAGCAGGAUAGUGUAUUCCCGACUGAUAUUGGUUCAUUUCUCGGCACUUCGAUGCAUGAUGUAUCACUGACGUGUGUUGGUGAUAGUUCGGACAGUGUACUACUGUUACGCGACGGUAACAACACGAUCUAUCCGAUGGCAAAAGAUUGUGUCGAUGCAAUACGAGACCCAAGCUGGCUCGAUCUACCACCGAUAAAGUGUAUUGCAGCAGCUUCCCUCACGUUACCUUCGGUAGGCGUAAAUCUAAAAUCGCAGGUAGCGCUGGUAGUUCUAGCUCCGGAGCAGCAGUUGCUCAUGUCAAAGAUAUUGCGCUGCGACAUUGAAGGCGUACGGCAGCUGCUUGCCCACAUAGCGACGGACGACGGGCAGAAUAGGAUUUCGCUGGCAUCGACGUUAGCAGAGCACACGGACGGUAACAGAAAUGUAAUCCAUGCUUGCAUUAGCAUGUGCUCACCGACAUCGAAUCGGGAGCCGGACUUUGUGUCUACUGGUGGUGGAUCCAAUGGAAACGGUGGUGCAUCGAAUGGUGGAAACGGUUCGGCAGGAGGAAAUAAUUCGUCCGCCGGUCUCGAAUCGAUCAAUGUCAUAACGAACACGAUGAUAGGCAACCGGCCGGUCAGCAUUAGGGAGAUCAUGCGUCGUAAUGUAGGUAAUCGUGAAAUGGAUGGUACGAGCAAUAGUAACGCGAUCGUUUCCAAUAACGUGCAGAGCGGGCUGCCGGUUCCCAUUGCACCAGGUGCCGAAGAUCAACCACCGGUGCUGAGCGCGAACUCAAUGCCGGUGGUUUACUGGCCAUCGGAAUACGAUCCAACGAGCGGUGACGAUGAUAGCCUUGGUGGAUUAAACAACGCUAUGGCCGGCACGGGAUCCCAUCAGCAGCAACAGCAUUCGGGAGCACUUGCUAGUCAACAAACGAUAUUCACGACGCAGAAAUCGGUGUCUGCAAUUCCUGAAACGUACGUAUCCGAUCCAAACGAGCGGCGUCAAAACGCGCAACUGGUUUUGCAGCUGCUAUGCGAAAGCCCUAUACUGCAACCAUCUUUGCACCGACUGUUGAGCGCUAAAGAUGCUCAGGGUCAGACUCCGUUUAUGCUGGCGGUAACAUGCCGUGCCUAUCAGGCGGGUAUUACGGUGUUUAAAGCCAUUCAGAAAAUAGCUAACGGUGAUGAUGCUGUACGGGACUCGAUGAUAUUCCCACCCGGUUCUUCACCAGAUCAAUCACCGCUGGGGAUACUGUGCUGCAACGAUACAUGCUCCUUCACGUGGACCGGUGCGGAUCAUAUCAAUCAAGAUAUCUUCGAGUGUCGCACCUGCGGAUUGACGGGAUCGCUCUGCUGUUGCACCGAAUGUGCUAAGGUGUGCCACAAGGGACACGACUGCAAGCUGAAACGUACCUCACCGACGGCAUACUGCGAUUGUUGGGAAAAGUGCAAGUGCAAAGCAUUGAUCGCGGGCAACCAAUCGAAGCGUCACGAUCUGCUGUGCAAGAUGGCUGCCGAGACGGAUCUGGUAACGCGUUUUAAUUCCCGUGGCGAAUCCAUUUUGCUAUUUCUCAUACAGACCGUUGGCCGCCAGAUGGUGGAGCAGCGUCAGUACCGAGCAACAUCACGCGUCCGUUCAACGUCGUCUAGCAAUACGCGCAAAACGCCCAACCUUGAGCCGGAUAAUGAAAUGCCAGAACACAAUCUCGAACCGCCACGUUUCGCCCGCAAGGCAUUGGAUCGGCUGCUUAACGAUUGGCCAGCCGUACGAGCGAUGAUUAUGACGGGUGCCGAACAUGAGAAACCGAUCGUACCGAAUGCAAACCAACAGCCGUUCUACGAUGACGAUAACCAGCAGGUGUAUCUGCAAUCGCAAAGCGGCACCUCGCUGUUAGACAAGUUUACGCACAGUUUGAUCGUGCGUUGCAGUAGCGAUCCACUCGAAAAGUUGCUAAUGACACUCGUGCACGAACUGCAGAAUGAAUCGAUACCGGGGCGUGUGGAAGAGGCACAAAAGGUGGCUCGUCGUUUCGUGCGCUCUGUGGCACGCGUAUACGUUAUAUUCAGUAUCGAACGGUUCCAAAACCCGGAGAAGCAACGUAACUCAACGACGCAGACAAAGCAUCUGCAAGCAUAUCGCCGGGUGUUUACUGCACUGUUUAAAUUCGCCAUCGAAGAGCUGGUUGAAAUAGCAGAUGCACUCAUAACACCGGUACGGCUGGGAGUCGUGAAGCCAAUCGCGCCGUUCAAUUUGUCUUCUAACAAUAUCGACAGUACUGAUGAAUUGUUCUCGGUCGAGCCGUUAGCACCGCCGACGAAUCGCUCCAAUGCUGCUGGCAUUGCCCAGAUUACUAACAACACCGCCAACGUGCACCUCGGUGUGGACCCACUGGACAGUGAACGUUCGUCAUCGGGAUUCAUUUCCCGCAUUAACAUACGCCUGGGUGAUAUCGAAGAUAAUAACGAUGCGGACGCGUUGGUACAGGACGAUGGUGAAACAUCGGAACAGGAAGAUAUGGCGGAACGGGAGCAGCCACCACCGAGGCGCUCAUCCUCCCUACGGCCAGUUACUAGUGCGGUUUCAAUGAAUGCCGAGGAAGAAUCACAGGAUUUACUGCGAAGCGAAGAAAAUGCCCAGGGCGAAAGUGAUAACGAAUUCAAUUUCCAUGAGGCUGAAACCGAGUCCGAUUCCGACGAUAAUCAGAGCACCCAGGAUGCUCAACGGAGCGUUCAAACAGGAGCGACAGCCGGUUCAGAUACAGGACUAAACUCCCUGCUGUUCGACAACGAAGACGAUUCCGGCGAUUCGACACAACCGGACGAUGAAGGUUCAGAGGACGGUGAAAGUGACGAUCAGUCCACUGUUGAUUUCAACCUGAACGAUGAUCAACUCGAACGCCGCCAGACACCGGGUGGAAACCAGCGCAACAAUCUUGCCCCGCAGUCAAUGCAGUGGGCCAUACGCAGCCGCGAAACAACCGCCCCAGAGCGUGUCCGUUUAACAACGGGUAGUUCGAACCUGGUUUUCAUCGAUCCGAGCUCAUUGCGCCGGUCGACUACCGCCGUAACGACCGCGCAACAACAAGAAUCCCCAACGAUGACGACAACGGCCAGUGCACUUGCACGUGCGUUUGGUAUUAUCUUGCGACAAAUUUCCGAUCUGAUCGGUAUGUUGCCAACCAGCAUCAGUGGUUCCUCGUCCGUACUUGACGUGACACAUCAGGACGCUGUACAGCUUCAGAUGUACGUUGAAAAACGGUUGAAGCUUACGUGGGAGUGGAUAUUAACCGUGAUGGAAGCAACCGAAGCACAACUGCGCUUUGGAGCUUCAUUGACUGAUUCCACCGAUCCUUCGCAUCCGCUACAUCCGCUCAACAUUCCGUCUUCGUCCAGCACUAGCGAAGCUACGCCGUCCGCAAUGAUCGGUGUUACGACAGGCAGGAGUAGAGCCACGAUCAGCACGCUCGGCACAGCGACCACAGCGCGCAACCUAGGAUUUGCCGAUAAUGACCGUAGCGCGCGAGAUGGUGGUUCCUCCAUGACGGCAGACUCGGAAUCUAGCAGACGUGAUUUUCUCACCUACUGUCUUUCAUUGAUGCGUGCGCAUAAUUCAGAGCACCGCGACUCUUUGCCAGUAUUGGAUGUGACGGCUCUACGCCAUGUGGCGUACGUGCUUGACGCAAUCCUGUUUUACAUGCGUGCAACAAAUGAUUGUGAUCUCGACCGUACAACAAACGGGUCCAACGUAUGGGACGAUCAGGAUGAGAACGAAAACGAAGAAGCGGAAGAGGAUAUCUCUACUUCCAUCGUCAUGGAUACGGAUUCCGUGGACGAGGAUAUGCUUAGUCGACCAUCGCUCGGUCGACGUCAUUCGUUCUUCCAGCGAUCGGACUCAACGCUCUGUCUCGGGUGCCCCGCACCGGAUCCGUUCAAUACACCAUUGAUUGAUGCGUUGCCCUUGGCGGAUCAACCGCACCGUUUGCAGCCCACGGCAAAGCGAGAAGAUCUGUUCGGCAUGCCCAAGUGGCCGAUUACGCUUGCACCGGGCGUUGGUGCUAGUGCCAGCGGCAGUGGUUUGCAACAACAAAACAAUGCCUAUACAGGUUCGCCGGAAGGAGGAUCUUGUGGUGCCGGAGGUAUAACUAAUCUGGAAUUGCCUCCCGUUCGGUUAAGUUUAUCGUCCUCGAUUCGACACGAAAUGAGCAACAGCAUAGUUGCCACAGGGAUCAUUGUCGAUCCGACGGAAGCAUUAUAUUCCGAGUCACAACAGCAGCAUCAACCAUCCAACCAAGAUAACACCGUAGCUUUUAUCGAUGGAAGUGUCACACAAACCGAACCGAACACGGACUCUCGUGUGAGGGUAGAAAUUUCUCUUCCCGUAGGAAUUUAUCAAGCUGCGGCGAGCGGAUCGGGUACCGUUGGAAACGGAUCGUCUAGCAAACAACAGCAGGAACUGGACCCAUCCGGGCUCGGUGGAACAGCCGGUGGGAGCAGCAGCAAUAGCAGCAGCAGUGGUGGCAGUAGCGCAACAUCAACGAAAGCGAAUGAAACGCAUUCUCCCAAGCCACCUCCGCCACCUCCACCGCCGAUAAGUGGUGGAAACAGCAGUGGCAGUAAUAGUACUGGCGGUCCCACUGGCAGCAGCACUAGCGCUUCGACCACAACGUUCUCGGAGGUUUACUACAAAAAGAACCGGCUGUUCUAUCUGAAGAGCAAGUACAGCGAAGAAUCCGACGUCGAUGAAGUGAGUAUCAGCUCGGAUGAGCCACAGGACUUGUCGCAAUCGUCGAUUAAAAUCGAUGUCGAUACGGAUCAGGAUCAUGAUGAGCUGUCGGAGUCGGAUUCGGAGGAUUCGCGGCAACAUUCAUCGUCGACGGCCAAACGCCAGAAGCUGGACGAUGCCGGAAGCGAUAUCGGAGGAGGCGUAGGAAGCAAUGCAACGGCUGCAACGAUAACGAUGUCGCUACAGCAAGGAAGCAGCAGUGAAGGUGUGGCUGGCCAGCAGCAGUCACCACAGCAACAGCAACAGGAACCCGCGUCUGCAAUACGUCCGCCGAUUAUUGUUGCACGCAGAAAGGUAGCUGGCGGAUCGGGAUCGGGCCCUACACUGGACGGAACAUCAGUCGCUCUAGCACAAGGUACUAUUUCGUCGGACGUUGUAAUGGCUGGCGAACAGCAAAUUGGUGGCACUGCUUCGUCCUCGGGUCCGUCAGUUUCCUUCGCAAAUCCGCUGGUGACGAUCGGUAAUACACCCGCAGGUACAUCCCCUGGCAAAAGUGUUAUUGUUCGCGCUGGGCCUUCAUCAGCGGUGUUUGCCGCGGGAAAUAUCGGUAGCAGUAGCAGCAAUUCCGUCGAUUUAAUUCAAUCGGCCGAAGCGAUGGAUAUACAGGAAAUAUCAGCUCACGUAACAGUCGAAACCACGCCGAAUGUGCUACCGACAGCACUACAGCCCGAAAUGCCUCCACGGGGCAUCUAUUUGCGCGGUUCGUCGGCCUUGUCUUCAUCGAUUUUGUCCGACAUAUUGUUAGGUCGCUGGCGUUUGUCGUUAAUUCUGUUCGCACGCGUAUUUCUCGAAGACGUCGGUGUUGAACCGGGUAGCGUCAUCUACGAACUGAACGGAUUCCCCGUGAAGGAGACAAAAUUCCGACGCUAUAUGGAGAAGUUGCGCUGUACGACACAAAAAGAUUUGACAUUGCUAAAAAUGGAGCGCAAUAGGGCGGCGCUGCUGACGCAAACCUUCAAGGAGCUGAACGUGCUUUACAACAACCGCCGUGUGCAGCAGCCACUGGUAUUUAACCGGGUGAAGGUUACGUUCAAAGACGAACCCGGCGAAGGUUCCGGUGUGGCACGUAGUUUCUACACUGCUAUCGCCGAAGCACUGCUGGCAAAUGAAAAGCUACCACCUCUUGACGUGGCCCAAACGCCAACAAAGUACGGCGGAGGACCGUUCAACAGCAUGUUACGGCAUCGUGGCAGCAGUAGCGCUGGUGGUGGCAGUGGCGGUGGAGGAAGUUCGAAUGUAGGUCCUGGUGUUGGUGGCAGCGGAGGAGGUAGUAAUGCACCGGGCAGUGGUGUCGGUGGAAGCGGGAGUAGCAGCAGUUCCCGUCGAGGACUGUCCAGCAAGCAACCCUUGUGGCGUCCGAAUCGUGAAUCUCGCAAAACGCUCAACUACGACGCUCGGCCCUUCCGGCCAGCAAAUGAACAGAAUGUGGCAGGGGCAGGCAGUGGUGGCGGUGCAAGUCCUACCCUGCUGAACGUCGGGGAAAUGUUUUCCGUUCAGCAGCAACAGCUAGGCGACCGGCUUUAUCCAAAGGUACAACUGCAGCAUCCGAACAAUGCUGCUAAGAUUACGGGAAUGUUACUUGAGCUACCGCCAACGCAGGUGUUACAUUUGCUAGCAUCGGACGAAAAUUUGCGCCAGCGCAUCAGUGAAGCAGUGGAGAUAAUUGUGCAACGCCAGAGGUUAGAGAUGGACAACCUUUCCAAUGGUGGAAAUCAAUCGACCUCAUCUGGAGGUGCCGGUGCGUCAGUCGGCCAGGGGGCUUCAUCCUCGCUCGGUAGUUCCAUAUCAAUGGCGGGAACUAGUGGUGGUGGUUCGUCCGGUUCAGGAUCUGGCACUGGUAGCGAUCAAGUUGUUGGCAGUGGUAGUAUUACUGCUAGCGGUGGCUACAGCAGCAUCACAGGACAAGGCACACCUUCGUUAGCGAAAAAAUGUACACCGGUGUUACUGCUGGAAGACUGUCAGAUGGAUGCGCCAUUGUUCUACACACCGGGUAAACGUGGUUUCUACAGUCCGCGACAGGGAUAUCCUUCCAGCGAACGAAUGAAUGCGUUCCGUAAUGUAGGCAGAUUGAUUGGUUUGUGCUUGCUCCAGAACGAACUAUUUCCGCUGUUCCUUCAACGUCACGUGCUAAAGUACAUUCUUGGCCGACAGAUUCGCUUCCACGAUUUAGCAUUCUUCGAUCCAGUGUUGUACGAGUCGCUCCGGCAGCUAAUAAAGGAUUCGCAAACCAAAACCGGAGGCAUCAGCAUGCUGCAGAGUCUUGAAAUGAACUUUGUGAUCGACCUCAUGAUGGAGGAAGGCUCGGGAACGGUGGAACUGGUACCGGGUGGACGGGAUAUUCAAGUUAACGAGAACAAUGUGUACGAUUAUGUGCGUAAGUACGCAGAGUAUCGUAUGAUCAAAACGCAAGAGAAGUCAUUGGAAGCUAUUCGGUCCGGCGUGUUUGAUGUACUGCCCGAUACGGCACUGGAUCAACUGACUGCUGAAGAUUUGCGAUUGUUGCUGAACGGGGUGGGCGAUAUUCACGUAGCCACGCUCAUUUCUUACACGGCGUUCAAUGACGAAUCGAACGAACCAAGCGAUAAGUUAACCAAAUUCAAGCGCUGGCUCUGGAAUGUGGUUGAAAAAAUGACCAACCUAGAGAGACAAGAUUUGGUUUACUUCUGGACUGGUUCACCAGCGCUUCCUGCUUCCGAGGAAGGAUUCCAACCGAUGCCAUCGGUGACAAUACGCCCGGCAGAUGACUCCCAUUUACCGACGGCGAACACGUGCAUCUCGCGGCUGUAUAUUCCACUCUACUCAAGCAAAGCAGUCCUGCGGCACAAACUCCUGCUAGCGAUCAAAACAAAGAACUUUGGAUUUGUGUAAAAUUUGGCGGAGAAAGGUAGAUGAAAGGGAAAAGCUAAAUAGAAUGAGAGAAGAAGAAAGAGAAGAAUGAAAAGGGUAAAUUAAUUGGGCGUCCUUUUUGGGCCCUGUUUAGGGGCGACCAUAUGGAACCACGUACUAAAGUAAAAAAAGGACAGUGCACUGAUCAUAAUUUGAAGAGGGAAAGCAUGUUUCCUUAAAUGCUAGCGUAAACUCGAACCAGAAAUAGAGUAAAUGCGUGCGUAGCAUUCUGUAGCAAGGCAAUAUUCAUAUUUUUUCUGUGGUUAUUAACAAAUGUUCUGUUUUUUUUCUUCGGAUGAUUUACAUGAUCACUUAUCGGUUUCAGAAUUGUUUUACGUUUAGUUUUGUGUUAUCCUUUUCUUGUAGUUAAAUCUGCAACCAUAGUAAGUUGUAAUCAAGCAUACAAAACAAAAACACUUGCUUGUUUGUAUGUUUGCUUCUAUUCAUGAACCACGUUAGAAAUGCUUGGUUCGAGCGAAUGAAUGAAACAGAUAAACAAAAAAAUAAAGUAGGUCUAGUUUUUGCGUAUUAUUUAGGGUGAUACUAGCAUAAACACAAACGAAAAUUGCCAAUGAUGGGAAAUCAUCGAAUCGCCAUGCAACGGUUAUGAUUUCUCUGCGCUUAACUUAACAAAAAGGUGUAAAGCGAAAGUGAAGAGGAGUAGAACGUGUGGUGUAAGCCGCCACAUUAUUAUCACAAGUGACCAAUGUGUGCGGUACAACGAGCAUCGUAGCUAUGAACAUAUAGGCAGAUCGGUUGAGAUAUGUAAUUGAUCAUGGAAAUUGUAACAGUUAGCACACGAGAGCGCACACAACUGAAGAGAAACGUUCUUCGACUGGGGGAAACAUUACACCCAUAGUCUUCAAACAAACAAAAAAAAACUGUACGAUAUGAAUAUGUGUGUUAACACAUAACGUUCUUUCAAUAAGUUUUUCUUUUCGAAUGUGUACGUCUCUAGUUGAGCUCUACCAUACCUUUUUCCCGAUUUUUUAAAACAUACUUCACAGUUUCAGAUUACGUUGCGAUUAGGGGGGGGGGGGGAUUUCACUCGCAAAAGUGAAACAAUACCGGAGAUAAGUAAGGCAUGGAAAUAGGAUGAAUAGAAAGCUAGAGGAUUAGGAUUACUAUUACGCCUACGAAUUAGGGAUCAGCGUAUCCGCGAGUGUAACAGAAGCAUGCAAAUAUUAUAACAAAAUCGAUAUCUUUGAAUAUAGAUAUAUAUUUAUAAUCGUAUCAUAAUGGCCAAAAUUCUUACAAACGCACCAUCAUUUCUCAACAUAUUUUACUAGCUGGUAAACUAAUGAUAUUACCGAUCAACGUAACAAAUCAUGUGGAAGGAAAAAAGGAACAGUUUGUUUGAAAUUUUGUUGUAAAGAAAAAUGUCUACCCAUGUGAAAACUAUUGCGUUCAACAUAUUUAAACUAUAAUCAUCUAUUUCAUCUUCAGUUGUCAAUUUAUUCACCUUUGUUUCAGCUGUAUCUUUUAAAUCAAGUGAUGCAAAUGAUGCAAAGUGCGGGAAAUGUUUCCUUUUCACCGUGUUGGAAUUGCUGAGCAUGUACUACUUUCCAUAGCAGUGAUUCGACGAUGCAUCGAAUUGUUGAAUGGAUUCAUAUUUUGUUUAUCUUGUGAACAUACCUGAUUUUUUAUGCAAUUGCUGGUAAGGUAUGUUUAGUAAUGAUGCGCUUAUACGGGGAAUGUCGGCUAUUGUACAACGCUGUGGCUUCGGUGUGAAAUCGAUCUUCUAGGACAAGAGCAAUCGCCAAACACAAUAAUAGUAUGAAACCACGUGGGGCGUUUUCAAUUCAACAAAAAAAAAAAACAAA